Molecule: messenger RNA, 3400 nt
Organism: Phymastichus coffea
Lineage: Eukaryota; Metazoa; Arthropoda; Insecta; Hymenoptera; Eulophidae
Product: ATP-binding cassette sub-family G member 4-like
Exons: 11
Coding region: 430-2373 (647 amino acids)
Cellular component (GO): plasma membrane
Molecular function (GO): ABC-type transporter activity; ATP hydrolysis activity; ATP binding
Source: RefSeq, a predicted model, not a curated record
UGCCGUGUGACGCACGAGCUUUGUGGUGACCGCGUGUCAUUCAUCGAUUCGCGCGCGACAUGUGCCCCAAGUUUCCCUUCCAGUUCUAUUUGCUGUAAGCUCUCUUCGAGCAAUGGCUAAAGGUCACGCACGAGAUGUCACAAUGUUUGUUGUCCAGUGUUACGUCUAAUAUCGUUAUCAAAAGGUCCCGUUAUGCUGCUUCAAUAUUCACCAGGAAUUGCUUGAAGCGUGUCGAAUCGUCAUCGAAAUACUGCAUCCAAUAAACUUCGGAAAUAAAGAAAAGUCGCAUUCCAUUGCAGGUACCAAACAGUCGAUUAUCAAACAUGUGCGCGAUUUGCAAGCAAUCAACGUCGAAACAUCGAAGGCGAUGAGCGCAGCGUGACGCUAUAACUCUUACGAUUCAGUGUAAUAGAGCGACGAAAACAGAAAAUGGAAAUACCAACGGGAACGACGAAGACAAAGAGGAGUUUUAUAAGCAGCGUCGGCCUCAAAUUAGAUCUUGAACUGGCGAAGAUUCAUAAGAAUAUAACUGGCCCAUCGCCUAUCAAAACAUCAAAUACACCGGUUGGCGUUAAUCAGUUGAAUCUUACAUUCGAUGCUCUCAGUUAUUACGUUCAAACUGGUUUCUUUAAGAAAGAAAAGAAACGCGUAUUGUCGAACGUCUGCGGGGAUUUUCGACCUGGCGAGCUCACGGCGAUUAUCGGACCGUCCGGCGCCGGCAAAUCCACGCUCAUGGACAUUUUGGCCGGAUUCACGACUUCGGGCGUGACCGGCGACAUCCGUGUGAACGGCCGAGGACGCAAUCUCGCGGCGUUUCGUCGCUCGUCCGCCUACAUCAUGCAGGACGACAACCUGCAGCUGCUGCUCACCGUGCAGGAGUCCAUGAGCGUGGCCGCCAAUCUGAAGCUGGGGCCGGAAACCCCGGAGGUCGACAAGCAGCACGGCAUAGACAUAAUUCUACGAGAAAUGGGCCUGGGCUCGGCACGCGACACGCGCGCUGUCGACCUGAGCGGCGGCCAGAAGAAGAGGCUCGCGAUCGCCUUGGAGUUGAUCAGCAAUCCGCCGAUGAUGUUCUUCGACGAGCCCACCAGUGGCCUGGACAGCGUGGCGUCUCGACAAUGCGUCGGCUUGCUGAAAUCCCUGGCGCAGGAAGGCCGCACGGCGGUCUGCACGAUCCACCAGCCGAGCGCGGCCCUCUUCGACAUGAUCGACCACUUGUACGUGGUCGUCGCCGGCCGCUGCGCUUACGCCGGGAGCGCGCGCAACCUCGUACCUUAUCUCGCGAGCGUCGGCUUGCCGUGUCCCACUUACCACGAUCCCGCUGAUUUUCUGCUCGAGAUUGUGAGCGGCGAUUACGGCGAUCACUCGCCGCGACUGAUUAGAUCCUCGGAGAACGGCAAGAGUCCGCUGUGGAGAAGCACGAGGACGGAGAGAAAGAAGGUUGCGCCGCUGAAGUUGGCGCCGAAAUUGCCAUUAUCGGCGACGCCGAUUCUGUACGAGUGCGAGGAUCGCGCUGGAUCGGCCUACCAUGCCACCAGUUCGUGGAGGCAGCUCGGACUUCUGUUGAGGCGCAACGCUGUCAGUCUCUCUAGGGAUCGAGUUCUCACGUUCAUGCGGCUGACGAUGCAUCUGCUGAUCGCGCUGCUGGUCGGCACGUUGUGCUACCAAACCGGCCAGGAUGCUGCUCGCGCUCUCGAUAAUUUCAAUUUACUAUUUUUCAGCUUGCUCUUCCUCAUGUUCAACGCGCUAACCACGACCAUCAUAACGUUUCCAGCGGAGCUGCCGAGCUUAAUGCGCGAACACUUCAACCGAUGGUACAAAUUGCGCUCGUUUUACAUCGCCAACAGAUUUGCCGAUUUACCCGUGCAAAUCGCUGCCGUUUCGAUUUAUACGCUUGUCAUGUAUUUCAUGACUGGACAGAUGCUAGAGUCCAAAAGAGUAGCGAUGUUUAUUUUAAUCUGUGUGUUGGUCUCUUUGAUCGCACAGGUUAUAGGAAUUAUUGCUGGUUGCAGUCUUGGUAUUCAGACAGCGCCGAUUUUCGGCCCAUUCACGAUACUUCCGUACGUGAUAUUUAGUGGAUUUUUCGUGCAUUUAAACGACGCUCCUUCCUGGUUACAAUGGCUGUUUCACGUAUCAUUCCUCAAGUACGGUUUCGAAGGAGUUAUGAUUGCAAUUUACGGGAACAAUAGACCAAAGAUGCAAUGUUCCGAAGACUACUGCCAAUUCUGCUGGCCCAGAGUAUUCUUAAAGGCAGUCGAUAUGGAGCAUUCGGACUAUUGCUUUGCAGCAGCUUUCCUGUUCGGACUUUAUGUUGUACUAGACCUGUCGGCGUAUUUUGUUUUACGUUGGAAAUUGAAGACACGAAAACUUUGACGACGUUCCUAUUUUCGCACGAUGACUUAUGGGGAAAGACCGUGAUGUUGCGAUCAUACGCUGCGGAUGACGUGUAUGCAAAACUUGCCUGAGAAUUUUUCCGACACGCUCGAGAGAGGCUGGAUUAUUCUUUUUACAGUUAGUGUGUGUCCUGUACGCGAUAACCUAACUGUAUAAUAUCGAGCGGACUCGAGUGGCAGCGGAGUUGUGAUUGGUGACAAUGCCACGACAAACGAACGGAAAACUUAUGAUGCGUUCUGUACAGCAACUUUUUAGUAAAAAAUUAUGAUUUUCAUUAUCUGCGUACCGGUCAAUUUCAAUUAAAGGCACGCGCGUGACACGUAAUUAUAGCGUCUACGUUACUGAGAACUCAGUCACGUGAACGAGCAUAUAUGCACGCGUUGUGCAUGCGCAACACGCGCGGCAAUUGCACCAACAUCAGGACGCUAGAAUGAGCACAGAUGUCGACUCCUUUUUUUCACGACUGUCGUGUUUUUUUUUUUUUAUUCUUCUUUUGUUUUCAAAAACAGGUGCGCGGAAUCAUCGAAGUUGUUAUAAACGAUGACUUCAGGACUAUGAUGAGAUGCGAAUUCCUUGAUUAUAAAGUUGAAGUUGAAUAUUACAAGAUUUUUAGAUGACUGCGACAUGGAGGCUGAAUGUUGUGGUGAUGUCUGCAUGAUACUACCAAAAUUUUGACACUUAACUAAGUUUGGUCGUGGAGGAUUGAAUCUCUUUCACACAGUCAUGUUACAUCAACAUAACGAUCUAUGUUACACUUUUAUCCUUCGACUAGUCGUCAACUCGUUUCAUAACGAACUGUGCGAUGACAAUUAUGUCGCUCUCGAUGACACUUUGAAUUAUAAAACAAUACACGUGACUAUAUUUAUACGUGUGCAGUUGGUCACUCGCCGUAUUUGGUGGUCUGCUAUAUAAUAAUGGCAGCGAGUGUAUCUCUGUACAAGCGAUAUAUGUUGUCUUGGACUUUUGCAAUAGAUUGCCCCGAAGCAGACAGAUGAAACUGGGAAGA